Messenger RNA from Corylus avellana, 429 nucleotides. The record is from RefSeq and is a predicted model, not a curated record. NCBI's taxonomy places the organism in Eukaryota, Viridiplantae, Streptophyta, Magnoliopsida, Fagales, Betulaceae.
AUGACCGAGUAUGGGGAAUGGGCCGGUAAAUCAGAACUGGGCCCAAGUAAGCCGAAAUUUGACCCAACAAUUGGAAAGACUGAAAUAAAUUUAAUUCUAUUGCCUUUCCUAUGCGGUGAGGUAAAAGUUGUGGACAGAACUGCUGUUAUCACAGCGAAUGUAGAAAUUGUGGUCGUGAGGCCCCCUGGCAUUCAAGAAGCCCUUAAUGCUAAGGCCACAAAAUACCGUCAAGGCCGAUCUUUCAUACAACCAUCAGGCAGUGAAGAUGUGAUAGUGUAUGCAGAAGCAUCCACCCAGGAAGCAGCUGACAGCCUAGCCAACUCUGUAGCAAGACCUGUGGCUUUGGACCAUUUCCCAGGAUUUGGUUCUAUCUUUCAUUCUGCAACUAAGUUUGAAAGAUCUGCUAGGGUCAUUAUUGGACCAGUUUGA